Humulus lupulus (European hop) is the source of this 443-nucleotide messenger RNA. RefSeq lists its product as uncharacterized. The record is from RefSeq and is a predicted model, not a curated record. The coding region runs from base 36 to 359 and encodes 107 amino acids. NCBI's taxonomy places the organism in Eukaryota, Viridiplantae, Streptophyta, Magnoliopsida, Rosales, Cannabaceae. The transcript is spliced from 3 exons.
UCAUCACUUCGGAAGACGUUUAUCAAGCAGCCUCCAUGGAUAAUAUUGGAUCCUUAGCUAUGCUGUUUGGUAUGAGAUGCAUUUGGGAAAGCAUGCACCCAAAUUCACGACAAUUAUAUAAAUUUUUUGACACCGAACAUCUUUCUAUUGGCAAUGAUGAAAGUAAAAACUAUACGGUGGAUCUUAUAGCCAAAUGGAUGAUGACUAUGGAUAGACGAGGCAAAAUAUAUUUCAUUCCUUGGAUUGUUGAUCGACAUUGGAUGUUGGUGCUCGUGAUGAUGCGGGGGAUGACCAUAAUUUUGGACCCUUUAAAAAAUCAUAAAUCUCCACCAAUAAUUACGGAGGUUAUGGGAAAGUAAGUUCUUCAAUUGUAAUGUAUGCAUUAUUAAUUUUUAAAAGUUGAGAGCAUAAUAUGUAUUUAAUUAAUUUUAAUUUUUGUAGAG